Messenger RNA from Ipomoea nil (Japanese morning glory), 454 nucleotides. RefSeq lists its product as uncharacterized. The coding region runs from base 152 to 454 and encodes 100 amino acids. The transcript has 3 exons. Lineage: Eukaryota; Viridiplantae; Streptophyta; Magnoliopsida; Solanales; Convolvulaceae. The record is from RefSeq and is a predicted model, not a curated record.
GUGGCUUUGUGAGUUCGGUGAAAGGAAAUGGUUUCGGUUUUGGAUACAAUGCCCAGAUGGGUUCCGGGAUCCCUUACAGGAGUACUGUGGUAAUGCCGGAGAGUUUUUUGCCGUUGAAUCGAUCUCUAUUUUGUGAGUCUGUCCAGGGGAAAUGUCAGUCAAUACUGAGAGUGGGCUUUUGUAUAAUCUCCCGCCGGAGGUUUCGAGAAAGCGAAGUAGAGAGGAGCAGUUUAUUGCCUCCGCUGAAGAUGUGGCGCCGCUCUUGCAGCAAUAUCAAUUUGAAAUUGAUUGGAUUGUUUAUGAGGAAAUUGAGAAUGAAAUUGGAAGAGAGGCAGAAGCAAGAAGCCAGAAUUUUGGUGGCCGCCAUUGGAGAAGAUGUUAUGAAGAAAGUGAGGGAGAAAGACGAACAGAUUCAGGGAAAGCUGAAUUCGGAGACCAAGGGACCCGAUUGUAG